AUGUCAGUACUGUACAUAUGUAUUGCGCCAAUGUGGAUGGAUACGUGCCAGUGUGACCGCAACGGUGAUGCGAUGGCGAUGGCGAUGGCGAUGGCGAUGGCGAUGGCGAUGCGGCGUUGA
Molecule: messenger RNA, 120 nt
Organism: Fusarium proliferatum ET1
Lineage: Eukaryota; Fungi; Ascomycota; Sordariomycetes; Hypocreales; Nectriaceae
Exons: 2
Coding region: 1-120 (39 amino acids)
Source: RefSeq, a predicted model, not a curated record